Helobdella robusta is the source of this 489-nucleotide messenger RNA. RefSeq lists its product as hypothetical. The transcript has a single exon. NCBI's taxonomy places the organism in Eukaryota, Metazoa, Annelida, Clitellata, Rhynchobdellida, Glossiphoniidae. Gene Ontology annotation, molecular function: mRNA binding; protein binding. The record is from RefSeq and is a predicted model, not a curated record. Gene Ontology annotation, biological process: miRNA processing. The annotation marks the transcript as partial. Gene Ontology annotation, cellular component: nucleus.
GAAAAACCGAACUUUGAGACAUCAGGAAAGUUAACAGAAAACACAAACACAUUCAGAGGAGUAAUCAUCAAAUACAACGAGCCCCCAGAGGCACGAAGACCAAAAAAAAGAUGGCGUUUUUACCCAUUCAAAGGCAAUGAGGCACUCCCCUUAAUGCACCUACACAGGCAAUCUGCGUACCUAUUAGGCAGAGACAGACUGGUAGCAGACAUACCCGUGGACCACCCAAGCUGUUCAAAACAACACGCAGUUUUGCAAUACAAACUACAACCAUACGUAAAACCUGAUGGUUCAAAAAGCUCUCGAGUCAAACCUUACAUAAUCGAUCUUGGAUCUGCUAAUGGAACUUAUGUUAACAGUGCCCGUAUAGAAGCCAGGAGAUACGUGGAAUUGUUUGAGAAGGAUGUCCUGAAAUUUGGAUUCAGUACAAGGGAUUAUGUAUUGCUGAGUGAGAAUGCAGACACGUCAGUUCUGGAUGCCGAAGACGAU